AUGAACUCCACUUAUCUUGAAAAACAAAUAUACAUUUUAAAGAAAUGUCAAUUACUGGAAGAAAAAGAAGUAAAGCGAUUAUGUAACGCGGCAAAGGUGCUACUAAUAAAGGAAGAAAAUAUUAGAAAUGUAAAUAUACCAGUAAUCAUAUGCGGAGAUAUACAUGGCCAGUUUCAUGAUUUAACUGAACUCUUUAACAUAGGUAAUGAAUUACCAUAUAUUAAUUAUAUAUUUUUAGGUGACUACGUAGAUAGAGGUAAAUAUAGCAUAGAAACAUUUUUAUUAUUAUUAGCAUUAAAGUUAAGGUAUCCUGACCAAAUAACUUUAAUAAGAGGAAAUCAUGAGAGUAGACAAAUUACUGAAGUGUACGGUUUUUAUGAUGAAUGCAUAAAAAAAUAUGGUUCAGUUAAUGUAUGGAAAUACUGUACCGAUGUUUUUGAUUAUCUUUCAGUCGGUGCUUUAAUUGAAAAUAAUUAUUUUUGUAUACAUGGAGGAUUAUCACCAUCUUUUAAUAAAAUUGAUGAAUUAAGAGAAAUAAAAAGAUUUCAAGAAAUUCCAAGAUAUGGUUCUUUAUGUGAUAUUAUGUGGUCAGAUCCAUCUGAUAAAAAUGGAUGGGAUAAAAGUCCAAGAGGUGCAGGACAUUUAUUUGGACCUGACAUUGUACAGAAAUUCUGUUAUGUUAAUAAUAUUGAAAUUAUUGCUAGAGCACACCAACUUGUUAUGGAAGGAUACAAAUGGUGGUUUGAUAAAAAGUUAAUCACUAUAUGGUCAGCUCCAAAUUAUUGCUAUCGAUGUGGAAAUAUAGCUAGCAUAAUGGAAAUUGAUGAAAACUCAUCCUUUCAGUUUAAAUGUUUCGGUCCAUCCACUAUUGAAAACGCUGCAAACGAAUUUGUUAAGAAGCAGCCACCUAUAUACUUCUCCUGA
This is a messenger RNA of Plasmodium malariae, 924 nucleotides long. RefSeq names its product serine/threonine protein phosphatase 4, putative (gene PPP4). Gene Ontology annotation, cellular component: cytoplasm; nucleus. Gene Ontology annotation, biological process: peptidyl-serine dephosphorylation; double-strand break repair via homologous recombination. Lineage: Eukaryota; Apicomplexa; Aconoidasida; Haemosporida; Plasmodiidae. Gene Ontology annotation, molecular function: protein serine/threonine phosphatase activity. The coding region runs from base 1 to 924 and encodes 307 amino acids. The transcript has a single exon. The record is from RefSeq and is a predicted model, not a curated record.